UGGGCAUUUCCCUAUUUCUUAGCGUAUUGAUGUCUGCUUAAGAUGGAGAAACAUCUUAGGAACGUGAGAAAAACGCAGACCAGGACACACAGGAGAACCAAGAGCAGAGCAGAUAAAGCUGGCAACCCCAGCUGCUUUCCCUCCAAACAAUCUGAGGAAGAGGAGCCUUGUGUUGGGGUGAAGAUCGCUCAGAACAAAGCCGUUGGUAGCCACAGUCCUGAUGAGCAAGGUCGUCACAAUGAGAAGUUGAGUCGUGGAUGCAGAUUCAGCAAUAAGAGCCUUACUGGAGUAAAUGGAAGAGUUUCAGGUCGACGGCCACCACUGCAUCCCAAACCACAAGGUAGAGACAGACUCUUUGGCUUCAAGAUGCACUUCAUCUCACCUUGCAGGGGCAGCCGUGUCUCACGGGACACUCUGCAGCCGCGUUCUACCUCUCCUCACGCUCUCUGUUCCUCCCAUCCUCCUCCUAUCCUCUUUUCCUCCACUCCUCCCAUGAACCGCUCAUUCACACGUCCCCUGCAGACGCACACAUGGCUGCCCCACAAGACAGAGGAAGAGUUCUCGGACUCUAAAGAAGGUGACCUUCCUCUGCUUUCUCUCUCUCUCAACAGUCACACAGACAGUCGGAGGGAGGGCGCUCCUCUGAAGCAGGUCAGCAUAUCUCCUAACAGCAGCCCGGCUCACAAAAACUACCAGAGACAGACGGAGCAGCCCACAGACUCCGGCUCUCCUGCGAACAGCCCACGACAUGCUCUCAAACCCCCCAAUGGGGUCCUAGCCCAAAAGAAGAGAGAACAGGACAGGAAUCGGGACAUGGACGGAAUUACGCACGACACAGUUCCGGUCGUGAGAACAGACAGGCAGGGACUGCUGAACGGAGAUGCCGGUGAUGUGGCUAAGAGGGAAAUUAUGGACGAGGACUGUGUAGAUCCACCUCACGCUCACAUAGAACGGGCUAAAGAGGAGGAGAGGAAAGCGCCGGAGCAGCGUGAAGUUGUGAUGAACAGCAUCCCAGAGCAGAAGGGCAGCCGUGUCUCACGGGACACUCUGCAGCCGCGUUCUACCUCUCCUCACGCUCUCUGUUCCUCCCAUCCUCCUCCUAUCCUCUUUUCCUCCACUCCUCCCAUGAACCGCUCAUUCACACGUCCCCUGCAGACGCACACAUGGCUGCCCCACAAGACAGAGGAAGAGUUCUCGGACUCUAAAGAAGGUGACCUUCCUCUGCUUUCUCUCUCUCUCAACAGUCACACAGACAGUCGGAGGGAGGGCGCUCCUCUGAAGCAGGUCAGCAUAUCUCCUAACAGCAGCCCGGCUCACAAAAACUACCAGAGACAGACGGAGCAGCCCACAGACUCCGGCUCUCCUGCGAACAGCCCACGACAUGCUCUCAAACCCCCCAAUGGGGUCCUAGCCCAAAAGAAGAGAGAACAGGACAGGAAUCGGGACAUGGACGGAAUUACGCACGACACAGUUCCGGUCGUGAGAACAGACAGGCAGGGACUGCUGAACGGAGAUGCCGGUGAUGUGGCUAAGAGGGAAAUUAUGGACGAGGACUGUGUAGAUCCACCUCACGCUCACAUAGAACGGGCUAAAGAGGAGGAGAGGAAAGCGCCGGAGCAGCGUGAAGUUGUGAUGAACAGCAUCCCAGAGCAGAAGGAAACUAAUGAGCAGAAGCUCUACAAGAUAGCAAACGAGCUUCUGCAGACAGAGAAGGCUUAUGUUACACGACUCAACUUAUUAGAUCAGGUGUUUUAUGCCAAGCUGUUAGAAGAAGCAAGAAAAGACGCGUUCCCCAUGGAUGUGGUGAAAAACAUCUUUUCCAACAUCUCUUCCAUUAAUACCUUCCACAGCCAGUUCCUUCUGCCUGAUCUGGAAAAACGCAUGGGAGAAUGGACGUCGACACCUCGCAUUGGGGACAUCCUACAGAAACUCACUCCCUUUCUGAAGAUGUACGCUGAAUAUGUGAGGAACUUUGAUCAUGCCAUGGAUCUGCUGAAGCAGUGGACGGACCGAUCGCCUCCAUUUAAAGCCAUCAUUCUGGAAAUCCAGAGUCAAGAAGUGUGUGGAAGUCUGACGCUGCAGCACCACAUGUUGGAGCCCGUUCAGAGAGUGCCACGAUACGAGAUGCUGCUCAAAGACUAUCUGAAGAAACUUCCUCAGGAUCACAUAGACCGGCGGGAUGCUGAAAAGUCUUUAGAGAUCAUUGCCAUGGCUGCCACUCAUUCCAACUCUGCCAUUAGGAAAACAGAAAACCUUAAGAAAUUGCUGGAGAUUUAUGAGAUGCUGGGGGAGGAAGAGGACGUUGUGAACCCUUCGAAUGAGUUAAUAAAAGAGGGUCAUAUUCUGAAACUGGCAGCAAGAAACACUUCAGCCAUGGACAGAUAUCUCUUCCUAUUCAACAACAUGCUGCUGUACUGUGUUCCCAAGUUUAGCUUGGUGGGACAGAAGUUUACGGUUCGCACACGUAUCGGCAUUGAUGGCAUGAAGGUGACGGAGACGUACAAUGAGGAUUAUCCUCACACCUUUCAGGUUUCUGGAAAGGAACGGACACUGGAGCUGCAGGCCAGCUCUGAACAGGAUAAAGAAAGCUGGAUAAAGGCGUUCCAGGAAACGAUACACAUCUAUCUCCAGAAAAAUGAGACCUUUAAGUCAGCAUUCAAAGAUGUGGAGGAAGUAACGGAUCUCAAGAUAUCAGAACUGGGUAAAAGAGCUCCUCGCUGGAUUCGAGACAAUGAGGUGACCAUGUGCAUGAGGUGCAAAGAGGCCUUUAAUGCCUUAAUGCGCAGGAGACAUCACUGUCGGGCCUGUGGAUACGUGGUCUGCGGGAAGUGCUCAGACUACAAAGCCCCUCUGGAAUAUGAUGGGAAUAGGAUGAACAAGGUGUGCAAAGACUGUAACUCCAUCCUGACAGGCAAUAUAGACAGUGAGGAGAGGGAGGGCAAGAAGAAGGGCAUUCUAGAGGUGAGUUCAGGAUCAUGUGACCUGGGGUCAGAGCUGCAUUCUUUAAUGUAUCAAUGACCACACACUGUACUGUCAGAAAAAAAGGACAUCAUAUAACCUUUAUAUAUAUACAGUUUCGGAAGAAAAUCCGACGUCCACGAACUGUUGCGGUGAAUUCGGCAGCGGUAAGAUCGGUCGGUAACACUUUAUAAUAAC
Molecule: messenger RNA, 3156 nt
Organism: Sinocyclocheilus grahami
Lineage: Eukaryota; Metazoa; Chordata; Actinopteri; Cypriniformes; Cyprinidae
Product: FYVE, RhoGEF and PH domain-containing protein 4-like
Exons: 19
Coding region: 43-3018 (991 amino acids)
Biological process (GO): filopodium assembly; cytoskeleton organization
Cellular component (GO): cytoplasm
Molecular function (GO): guanyl-nucleotide exchange factor activity; metal ion binding
Source: RefSeq, a predicted model, not a curated record